AUGCAUGCCGGGCUUCUUGAAGACAGCAAAGGUGGCUGCGGCGUCCUGCGUCGCACAGGCGAGCAGAAGAAGUUCCCGGCAGUUGAUAGAAACGGCAUCUCGAGCGUGGAGUUUCCUUCUUACUUCCCUCUAUCGUUUACGUUCGACACCGGUCAGUCAUCAGAAGACGAUGAAUUCACCUGCCAGGAUCUCCGCUGGCCGCUCUUCACCUUCUCCGUGAUCGUAUCCACGAUAUUCUCUCUGGUUGUUACAUCACCAGCAGCAUUCUACGCUUCAAUCUUCUUCAUCGUCUACUUCCAAGUCGCCCUCUCCUCCGACCCUCCCUACUCCCCAGACUACUACGAGAUUGUCUCAAUCGGCCUUGGUCGCUUCCUCCCCUGCGCCUUCGUCGGUUUCGCAAUCUACUAUUUCUGCGUCCGCAAAACCCUAACCGACCUAACGGCCCACUGGGACAAGACUAUACUUUGGCUUGGUCCCUGCUGGGUCGGCGCCCUCAACACAGACACAUUCGAUAAAAUCCCCAUCUCCCGCCUGACUCCCCACGACAUCCAGCAGCAGCCCGGCGCCAUUCCGGCCUUGAUCACCAUCAUCGUCAUUCUAGUGGCAAUCGUCCUCACACAAGCCCUCGCCUUCCGCAAUGAGGGCCGCAUGCCGAAAAUGCUGGCACUCUAUGGUACACUUGUGGCAGGGAUAGUCGUCCUCCUUCUCGUGCCGAAGAUGAACCUCCGCAUCCACCACUACAUCCUCGCCCUGCUCUUCCUCCCCGGCACAACACUCCAAACCCGGCCGUCGUUAUUGUAUCAGGGAUUAUUGAUCGGCCUGUUCAUCAACGGCAUCGCUCGCUGGGGCUUCGACUCGAUCCUCCAGACAUCUGCGUCCCUUCUCGACGGCGCACAACUCGGCUCUAUAGUCCCCAACAUCACGCCGGAUAUCAUCACCGUCCCGUCUCCGGAUAUAAUCUCCUUCGCUUUUAGUUCCCUCGCAUCUCUCCCCUCUGACGUUGACGGCCUCAGCGUGCUCGUCAACGACGUUGAGCGCUUCCACGCGUUCCGAGGUGAUAGUAAUGGCGCUGUGGAUAUGAAGAUUCCCGACUGGAACUGGACCAGGGUUGUAACCGGGGACCCCGAGUAUUUCCGGUUCGGGUACAUGGUCGAAAAUGCGCUUGGUGGGUUCUAUUAUCAGGACUUCACGACGCCGGUUGUUUGGGAUGAGAGUGGGCAGUGGAAUGUUUCUGUCCCUGCGUCUGUUUCUGAAGGUGGUGACGGUGAUGGUUCGAAAUGA
Molecule: messenger RNA, 1281 nt
Organism: Aspergillus mulundensis
Lineage: Eukaryota; Fungi; Ascomycota; Eurotiomycetes; Eurotiales; Aspergillaceae
Exons: 1
Coding region: 1-1281 (426 amino acids)
Source: RefSeq, a predicted model, not a curated record